Molecule: messenger RNA, 1090 nt
Organism: Phragmites australis (common reed)
Lineage: Eukaryota; Viridiplantae; Streptophyta; Magnoliopsida; Poales; Poaceae
Product: large ribosomal RNA subunit accumulation protein YCED homolog 2, chloroplastic
Exons: 7
Coding region: 101-853 (250 amino acids)
Source: RefSeq, a predicted model, not a curated record
CCACGGUGGAGCAAAAGAUAAGCUGAUAAGGUAGCAGUAGUAUCUCCAGCACUCGCGCCAGCGCGGUCUAGUCCAACCUCGGCUGCACAGCCCGAAGAUCAUGGCAAGAGCUUGCAACCAGCCGCUGAGGCUGCAGCCGAACCCGAUCACGACGCAGUUCCCAUGCAACCGAAGCCGCGCCAGGUGCAGAAACUUCGCCGUUCAAGCGCGGCUUCCGACUGAAGACGAUGCUUACCGGACUGAGCCACUGAAGAAAGCCCAAGUUACACAGAGCCUCCGAAGGAGCCGCCGGAGGGGAACCGGCGCGCGGCAGAGCCUCGUCUCCGUCGGAACGUCGUGCGGGGGAGGGGAUCAGUGGAGCAGCGAGUUCGACCUGACGCUGCGGCAGCUGCACUUGGACGACCUGAUCGAGGACGGGCAGACGGAUGCUGAUGUCCUCGUGCACCUUCUGGUUCAGCAGCACACUCAGUUUGGGAUGUCGAUAAAAGGGCGAGUCCUCACAUCGUUCAGAAAAAUAUGUGACUCCUGCUCCUCGCCCUACUGCACAGACAUCGAUGAGCACUUCGAUCUCACGGUUCUGUCCUCAUCCAGGAAAAAUCAGAGUGGGCUGCCUGAUCUCGGUGACAGCGAUCCAUCGGUCAUCUAUGUGAGACCAGGAGAAGAGAUUGAUCUAGACUCGGUAAUCCAAGAGACUGUACGAUUAACGGCAUCGGCUAAGAGUUCUUGUUCGGAGGCCUGCGAAAAGUCUACGGUUGUAUGGCAAUACGCUGGUAACCAGAAGAAGAAGAGUUCCAGCCAAAGGUGGUCAAAACUUCUUGAUCUGAAGAGAACUCUGGAUAAAGCGGCUAACUGAAAUACUGCACAUCUCUGAGGUACCAAGGGAAUUUCAUCCUAUAAUGCUGCAUGCAGCGGAUACUACUGCAAAAUGAUGCUGGAAUGCAAAUCGCUACCACUUGCUCAGCCAGAAGGUAGUUGGGUGAUUUGCAGCCUACUGGCUAUAUGAUUUGAAUGGUAUAUAUGUGAAUCUAAGAUGAUCAUGUGUAAUGUAAAGAAUAAAGAUCAAGGGGCAUGAUUACCCAGUGGCUGCUCA